Molecule: messenger RNA, 1238 nt
Organism: Vitis riparia (riverbank grape)
Lineage: Eukaryota; Viridiplantae; Streptophyta; Magnoliopsida; Vitales; Vitaceae
Product: probable cyclic nucleotide-gated ion channel 20, chloroplastic
Exons: 5
Coding region: 270-1238 (322 amino acids)
Source: RefSeq, a predicted model, not a curated record
AAACGAUACUUAAUGUUAUUGCAGUGUUGUCGACUUGUAGUCACUCAUCAUCUGCCCCCGGGUCAGCUUCCAGGCAAAAGCCUCCAAAUGUAAACUCCCUUUUCCCCUCUUCUUUCACAAAUUAUUCUCUUUCACACUUCAUUAUCCUCGUCUUCAUCUCCUUCUUCUUCUCAACAAUUUAAAAACCCCAUCAGAAGAAGAAGCAGAGCUUAUUCAGUGGGAUUUCCAUCUCUGGGUUGCUGCUGCUUUUGCAACCUGCAUUCACUUCGAUGGACAACAGGUCAAAAGUAUUAGAAAUGAGUGAUCUUGAAAAAGAUGAGACGCCAAUGCUUUCAGAUGCUCAUUCACAAUAUUUGGAUAAACCUAGGGUUUCUCACUCGGAUAGACUUACCUCUAGAAAUCGGAGUGCAUCCAGUUCCAUUCCUAUGAACUCCAUGGAGUCCUAUCAAACUGAAAGCAACCUUGUAAAUCAUACUGGUCCCUUGAGGAAUGAAAAGAAAACUCCGUUCAUACCAAUGAGUGGCCCACUGUUAAAAUCUGAGGGCUUUUUUCCUCCUACUCCUGGUGUACGGGGCCACAGAAAGGCAGAGCCAAGGGCAGAAAAUUUUCCUUCAUUUAAUGGAAUGGAAUGGAAUAAUUGGCCCCAUAACAACUAUGCUGGAAAAAAUGAACAUCUUCUGAGGUCUGGACAGUUGGGAGUAUGUAAUGAUCCUUACUGCACAAUAUGCCCAACACAUUUCAUUGACUCUAGACAGCAAAGGAACUCAAAGUUUCAUAGUGCUUUCUAUGGAGAUGCUAGAGGAUGGGCAAGGAGAUUUUUUUCUUCUCUACAAUCAUAUGUUCCUGGAAUCAUGAACCCUCAUACUAAAGUUGUUCAACAAUGGAAUAGAUUUUUUGUCAUUUCUUGCUUGUUGGCAAUUUUUGUAGACCCUUUAUUUUUCCUCUUGCUGUCUGUGCAACAGGAAAAUAAGUGCAUAAUUAUUGACUUGCCCCUGACAAAAACAAUUGUGGCUUUCAGAAGCAUGACUGAUUUCAUUUACUUGUUGAACAUGCUUCUACAGUUUAGGCUGGCCUAUGUUGCUCCAGAGUCUAGAGUGGUUGGUGCCGGCGACUUAGUUGACCAUCCAAAAAAAAUUGCUAUCCAUUACCUUCAUGGAUAUUUUUUAAUUGAUUUAUUUAUUGUUUUACCGCUUCCUCAAGUAAGUCUUUUCUCUUUCAUGCUGACGUUUUCUUCUUGA